Messenger RNA from Asterias rubens (European starfish), 1326 nucleotides. Its product is annotated as somatostatin receptor type 5-like. The record is from RefSeq and is a predicted model, not a curated record. Gene Ontology annotation, cellular component: plasma membrane. NCBI's taxonomy places the organism in Eukaryota, Metazoa, Echinodermata, Asteroidea, Forcipulatida, Asteriidae. The coding region runs from base 64 to 1326 and encodes 420 amino acids. The transcript has 2 exons. Gene Ontology annotation, biological process: G protein-coupled receptor signaling pathway. Gene Ontology annotation, molecular function: G protein-coupled receptor activity.
UCUUGUCUUCAGCACUUUCAGUUCUCCAAGUUUUGAUAGCACGGUUGUAUCCGAUCUGCACUCAUGCACUCAACCAACAAUCAAGCACUCUUGGCUUUACUCUUGGCCGAGUUACGUUACCAGAACUCAAACGUGAAGAUAAUUUGUGGCCACAAGAAGAGCGAAACAAAAAUGGACGACAUGGUCACCUCGCGAGAAGAAAUGCUCAACUCGGACAACUUCUGUGCGUCGUACCCCGAGUUACCGGUGUUAAAUCUCACCGAUCCAGCAGUAGCAAGUCGGUACGAGUACAAGCCGUUCCCAGCUGCUUUAGUGGCUGCUAUCUACCCGGGUAUCGCGCUGCUCGGCCUCACGACAAACUUGUUGUUUCUACUCACAGUUUAUCGUGUCAAGUCCAUGAGAACACUGACGAAUGCUUACUUGAGUAACUUGGCAAUAUCGGACGUGAUGUUCCUGUCGACAGGAGCAGCCUUUGGUUUUUGGAAGUACGUGUCCACUCCAGUAACGUCUGAUUUCUCGAUACUGGGCGGGGUCCACGGCUGUUUUCUGACGCAACAGGCAAACGCCAUCCCCAUCUUUGCAUCUACCUUAAUGGUAACUGCGGUAACCAUCGAACGUUAUCUGGCUAUCUGCCAUCCAUUGCGUCACUUGAAAUUCAGAUCUAAAAGGCGCACUGUUAUUGUCAUAGCCUCAACGUGGUUCGUUUCUAUGUGUCUCGCGGCCAUGUUGUUUCCAAGCAGUACAAACUACGUCACACUUUGCGUCAUGUGGCCGGAUGAUGAGUACUUCGUUAACUUUCCAGGCCUAAUUUCGUACUGUGGUGGUGCGAAUGAUAACUGGUCUACGGUCCUAGCAUUUUGUGGUUUAACAAUCCCAUUCAUCGUGGAGAUUGUUGUUUGUUUCGCCUUAUUCUGCUUAAUACUGCGCAAACUCAGUGUGCGAAUUGGCGGCAUUGGCAACAACGCCAGUAAUAAUAAUAACUUUAAAAACACGCGGGAUCAAGUUGCGAAAAUGUUAGUGAUCACCGGCGUGACAAUAUUCAUCCUACUCACACCUCGCACUGUAGUUACGAUCUACUAUUACAUCAAAUUGUUCACUGGUGUCCAGGGUUUUUCUUCCGAUACUGAAACCGUUCUCUUUAUAUCGACCAAUCUUCUUGUGUACGUGAAUUCCGUAGUCAACCCGAUCAUCUACGCGUUCGCCAACGAACGGUAUCGAGUGGCGUUCCUUAAAGCAGUCAGAUGUUGUCCUCGGCGCUCUAGAAGUAAUUCGUCUCUUCGGCUGCAUGAAUAUUGUAACAGCAACACCAAAACAACCAAUACAUAG